GGGACAGGACCGGGCGCGCUGAAGAUUGGGGAGGGGCAGCAGAGGCGCCUGGAAGCGAUCGGGGGGGGGGAUCCCGCCGGCCGUCUUUUAUAGAGGGGUUCCCCCGGCUGGAGGGCUCGGCUUGGUGGGCAGGAGGCGCCAGGGCUUUUAAAAUUCUGAUUUCCCGCCUGCAACGCCGAAAACCCAUCCGUACGACAACCAUGCCGAUUCUAAGGAGCAGGUUGGGGUCCGCAGAGCACAAUAUUGCAAGCGAGCUUUCCAGCAUGCACGAAACAAUAUUUUCCAGUGAAAUACUGCCUUCUGACAUCAGUUCGACAGAGGCGGUUGUGAAAAAUGGGUAUCAAGACCCCCUGUACCUCAGUGCCGCCCAGAUUUUCCAGAGCGUCCGUAAUGAAAAACCUCACGAUAAAAUCCUGGUGAAAUACGGAACCGGGCCAUUGCCAUCUCUUCCGGAUUUCAAAGACGAAGAAUUCCAGCGAUUGUCCUAUGAACUGGCGUUCAGUGCUCUAAAAUAUCAAGACGUUUUGGAAUACGUGUUGAUAGACAGUGGUGUUUACCCCUUGCAAUCGAUAUCAGAUGACUUGACCAGCUUAGUCGUGGUGAUGCUGUAUGACCUUCAGGACCGGAAGUUUGAAGCUCGCUCGAUUCCCGAGGACGAAGAAACCGUAGCAGAAGUUCAAGAAGUGGAGCAUUAUCUAUGCAGUUUUAAGACCAAGCUGGCCGCUGCGUUGGCGAGAUGCCGAAUCAAACACGACGCUCUUACCAUCGAGCAUAUUCUACCAGAAACAAUUCGGAGACAAGAGCAGAGGGCUUCAACUUUGCCAAUCUACACCUGGGUGAACACCUUGAAAAUCAGCCUGGAAGAAGUUCACGGCUUCUUGCAGAAGGAAGGCUUCGUGAAAGUAGAGUCCAUCUCCAAUUUUGACGGUUACACAUAUUGCCAGGACAAACACUGCGAGGAUGGACUCAUUUUCCCGUCUUCCCUUAAAGAAAAGCUGCUGACUUCGGAACUCUACACCGAUCACAAGCUCCUCUUGCAAGAUAACUCCCGGAAUCUGGCGGUACAUUCGGUGAAAUCUCUACUGAAUAUGGACGACGAUGUUUUAAUUGCACAAAUGGGAUCCUGGCUCACUGUAGCCCACAUGUCGGUGCUGACCAAUCAGGAGACUUCCCGGGUGUUUGUAUGCGGAGUGAAGUCUGCAGCCCGAGAAGCUGAGUUGAAGGAUCUCUUUGCACGCAUGGAGUGUAAAAAUAUUGAGCUGCUUCACGAAGAGUUUGCCAACAUCGAUCCCACGUCUUCCAAGCUGCAGAAAGUGAAAGUGAUUUUGCUGCUGCCUCGCUGUUCGGGCCUGGGGGUCAGCAAUCCGAUCGAGUUUAUUUUAAAAGAGCACGAAGAUGCAGAGUUACUUCGAGAUCUGUCUCAAGGCUCGGUAGCCGAAGACAAGCUAAGCACCCUUGCUCAACAGCAGUUGAAAGAGCUGACCCACGCAAUGCAGUUUGUCAAAGUCCAAGCUCUGGUCUACUGCACCUGCUCGUUGUACCCCGAAGAAAACGAAGUCGUAGUGAACAAAGCCUUAGCAUCUGGAGCGGAAGGAGCAAAGGCCCAGCCGUACAAGCUUUGUCCACCCGUUCUUCCUUUGUGUUCCAAGUCGGAAGUCAACGUAUCUGAACAGAAGGUCUUCCGGAUGGAGCCCUCAGAUAUUUCAAAUAGCUGUUUUAUUGCUGUCUUAAGCCGAGAGCGCGACCCGUCCGAAUCGGUGACCGUGAAAGACGUUUUGGCCCGUGCCGCGGCGAAAGGCCUGCUGGACGGGAUCGACCUGGCGAAGCCGUCCAAGAGAGAAGAGAAAAAGAAGAAGAAACACCGAGCCGCCCAGUCGAAGAAUCCGAUCAAAGAGGCGGUGAUGCAAUCCCGGAUUCAGGAGUUCUUGGAGCGGGAGACGAAAUCCGGAACGACGGAGACCUCGUCUCCCGCAUCUAAGGUGGCUUCUAGUGGCUCUCAGGUGUUGAACCAAACCAAUGAGCCCGUAACGUUGAAGAAAACGACCAACCCUCUUUCGAACUCCUCUCUGCCCGUGAUGGCCAAGAACAACCUCACCGCCACCUCCACCAUGCAAAAAGUCUUGGAGAAACAGAGGAACGUCGGGAAGUCCAGGAACGAUGACCGAGUCAUGAUUCUGAAGCCUGUCGAGAUCGUCCUCCCUCCGGUGAUGAUGCCGUAUUUUAACCCGCAAGGGAGCAGAGCCCAGAUUUCAGCGAACCACUGUUACUAUCGUUGGAUCGGGGCAAAACACGGUUCGCUCAGCCCUUCGUCCUCCAAAAGGCUAAUUAAGUCCAAAGAGCCUCCCCUGCCUCCCGGGACCAAACAUUCUCGUCCGUGGCUUUGAAGUGUGGCGCCAUCUUGGUUUGUUUCGGGUUUUGUUUCCCCACCCCCACCCCUCCGCCCUCUCCCCCCGCCCGAAUUUGAGACCGAUGUUCGUUGAACCAUCAGCUCCCGAAUAUCGUUUGGGCCCAAAAGUGCUUUUGGAAAGAAAUUGAAACGCGGAUCUCUUUUGACGUUAUUGCCAACGAGCUGUUUUGCAAAGGUGUUUUUUUUAAAUGAUGAUGAUGAUGAUGAUGAUGGUCACCCUUGCAUUCAGCGUCCAAGGGGGGAAACAAACAAACCCACACCUAUGGAUUAUGCAGAUCAUUGGCGGGAACCUUAUAUAUAUAAAGUCUGAUGCGGGCGAAGAGCGAAUUAGUUGUUAAGCCACGGCGGACCUGAAUGGAUUUGAAGCGACUGAAUUUUUAAGGCGAAGCGUUCACACGCAAAUGAAAACCGGGAGGGUGGGGGGAUGGAAGCUUCAUAAAGAGAAAAGGCGAUCUCGUUUUUAUUUCCGAUAUAUUUCCGAUCAUUUUUUUCCCCUCGGGAAUUGGGAACGCGUUCCCCGUUUCUGAUUUUAGAAGACGCCCCCCCACACACAACUGGCCUUCGAAGUGAUCCUCGUAAUACACCCUGCUUGCUUAAAAGCCACCCUCUUAAGAAAGUACAGCACACGGAAAGUACAAAACUGGCUUCGAAAGAGAAAUCUGAAUUUUACAGCGAAGAAAGUUAAAAGAUUGGGGCAAGAGGCUUUUUUUUUUCUUUCCUUCGGCGUUUGGCGUCACGAUUUAACAUGCUUUCCUUUUGGCUUCCAGGCGAUACCAGACUUCAUUAGCAACUCAAUAUAAAUCACCAAGUUACUAUGCCGUGCGGUUAACUGGAAACAGAGCAUAUUAAACAAUU
Messenger RNA from Ahaetulla prasina, 3262 nucleotides. RefSeq names its product NOP2/Sun RNA methyltransferase family member 7 (gene NSUN7). Bases 201 to 2384 code for a protein of 727 amino acids. NCBI's taxonomy places the organism in Eukaryota, Metazoa, Chordata, Lepidosauria, Squamata, Colubridae. The record is from RefSeq and is a predicted model, not a curated record. The transcript has 12 exons. Gene Ontology annotation, molecular function: methyltransferase activity.